Momordica charantia (bitter melon) is the source of this 2749-nucleotide messenger RNA. RefSeq names its product chloride channel C (gene CLC-C). Gene Ontology annotation, molecular function: voltage-gated chloride channel activity. Lineage: Eukaryota; Viridiplantae; Streptophyta; Magnoliopsida; Cucurbitales; Cucurbitaceae. Gene Ontology annotation, cellular component: plant-type vacuole membrane; intracellular membrane-bounded organelle. Gene Ontology annotation, biological process: chloride transport; transmembrane transport. The record is from RefSeq and is a predicted model, not a curated record.
GAGGGCCUAAUCCCAUUCCCAUUCACCGAUUGCCUCUUUGAAGUUUCUGUAAACUUCAGAGGGAGCGGAUGGAUAAUCACACUGAGAGGGACGCGAACGGCGGCGAAAUUGAGGGGUGCGAUACGGCGGCGGAAUGGCCGUUCUCCGAUGACAGGGAUUCUGUAACGGUGACGCUUGAGGAGCCGCUGUUGCGGACCAAUACUGCCAGGAUUAGUACUACCUCUCAGCUCGCCAUUGUUGGUUCUAAUGUCUGUCCAAUCGAGAGCCUGGACUACGAGAUUAUUGAGAAUGAUCUUUUCAAGCAAGACUGGAGGUCCAGAACAAAGAUUGAGAUAUUUCAGUAUAUUAUCCUCAAAUGGACACUGUGCCUUCUCAUUGGUUUAUUUACAGGGCUUGUUGGAUUUUCCAACAACAUAGCUGUUGAGAAUAUUGCUGGUGUGAAACUUCUGAUGACCAACAGUCUCAUGCUCAAGCAAAAGUACUAUCAGGCAUUUGCAGUAUAUGUUGCUUCCAAUGUUGUUUUAGCUGUUGCUGCUGCAGCCCUCUGUGCCUAUAUUGCUCCUGCUGCUGCAGGUUCUGGCAUACCUGAGGUGAAAGCAUACCUAAAUGGUAUAGAUGCUUAUUCUAUAUUGGCUCCAAGUACCUUAUUUGUGAAGAUUUUUGGUUCAAUAUUUGCUGUUGCUGGUGGAUUUGUUGUGGGUAAGGAAGGACCCAUGGUUCAUACUGGUGCAUGCAUUGCCUCAUUACUAGGACAAGGAGGUUCUCGCAAAUACCGCUUGACUUGGAAGUGGCUCAGAUACUUCAAAAAUGAUAGGGACAGGCGGGAUUUGAUCACCUGUGGUGCAGGAGCUGGUGUAGCAGCUGCCUUCCGUGCUCCAGUUGGUGGCGUUCUCUUUGCACUUGAAGAAGCAGCUUCAUGGUGGAGGAGUUCUCUUCUCUGGAGGACCUUUUUCACUACUGCUGUUGUAGCCGUUGUCUUGAGGGGUUUCAUGGCAAUUUGCCGAGGGGGAACAUGUGGGUUAUUUGGUGAAGGAGGUCUCAUCAUGUUCGACAUCCAUACAGAAAAUUCCAAUUAUGGCACUCCAGAUCUUAUUGCAAUUGUCUUACUUGGAGUUAUUGGCGGUGUGUUCGGAAGCCUUUACAACUUCCUCGUGGAUAAGGUCCUCCGAACCUACAGCAUCAUAAAUGAGAGAGGUCCUGGAUGGAAAGUUAUCCUUGUUGUUGCCGUUUCCAUAUUGACAACCUGUGUCUCAUUUGGUCUUCCUUGGCUCUCGCAAUGUUUACCUUGCCCACCUGACUUGGACGAUCAAUGCCCAACCGUUGGUCGCUCGGGAAACUACAAGAACUUCCAAUGCCCACCUGGCCAUUACAAUGAUCUUGCUUCUUUAUUUUUCACCACCAAUGAUGAUGCCAUCCGGAACCUGUUCACAUCUGCUAUUGACAAGCAAUUUCAGCUCUCCUCACUUUUUAUCUUCUUUGCUGCUAUCUAUUGUCUUGGCAUUAUUACUUAUGGCAUCGCUGUGCCCUCAGGGCUCUUCAUACCAGUAAUACUGGCAGGAGCUUCUUAUGGUCGCAUUGUAGGGAGAUUAUUUGGUUCGGUUGCUGAUGCUGAUCUUGAUGUCAGUCUCUAUGCCCUUCUUGGAGCUGCUUCAUUUCUUGGUGGCACUAUGAGAAUGACUGUUUCCCUAUGUGUCAUACUCCUUGAGCUUACUAAUAACCUUUUGAUGCUCCCAUUACUAAUGCUUGUUCUUCUAAUUUCAAAGACGGUGGCGGAUUUUUUUAAUAAAGGUGUCUAUGAUCAGAUUGUGAAGAUGAAGGGACUACCUUUUAUGGAAGCCCAUGCUGAACCAUACAUGAGGCAACUGAUUGCUGGGGGCGUGGCUUCUGGUCCCUUAAUUACACUCUCUGGGAUCGAAAAGGUCGAAAACGUAAUGCAAGCUUUGACAAUGACAAACCACAAUGGGUUUCCUGUAGUUGAUGAACCGCCAUUCUUGGACAGUUCAGAACUUUGCGGGCUUGUUCUGAGGUCUCAUCUGCUUGUUUUGCUUAAAGGAAAAAAGUUUACAAAGCAAAGGGUGUCAAUUAGAUCAGGCAUCAUGGGAAGCUUCAAAGCACAUGAUUUUGCAAAAGCUGGUUCUGGCAAAGGGGUGAAACUGGAAGAUUUGGACAUUGACGAGGAGGAGAUGGAAAUGUUUGUUGAUCUUCAUCCCAUUACAAAUACGUCGCCCUACACCGUAGUAGAAACAAUGUCGCUAGCUAAAGCAGCGAUUCUCUUUCACGGGCUCGGCUUGAGACACUUGUUGGUAGUUCCAAAGACACCCGGGAGGCCUCCAAUCACUGGAAUCCUUACACGUCACGACUUCAUGCCCGAGCAUGUUCUAGGACUUUACCCCCACCUCAACCCCCACAAGUAGAGCAAGCAAGGUUCCUCUUUAUUGGGGAUAAAAUUUCUGGGUUUUUCCAUUCUGUUGGAAAAUUUUGAAGCUCCAUAGAAGAAAAUCUAUGAAAUGAGGUACACAACUGGAUAAACUGGAACUGUUUAGUGUGUUUAUUUCCCCCAUUUUUUACAUUUACAUGUCAAUAUCAACUCAUUCAAUCAUUAUUUAUAUUAGCAAUCUUUCCCUCGGUUUGGGCUGGUGCUCUCGAGUAUGAAAUAAAGUGGCAUUUGUAAUUAUCAUAUCAUGUAAACAAUUAAUUUUUUUUAGAUUGUAUUGUUUUAUUUUAUCCAAUUAUCCAUCUCUUUAUGUUA